GCGCAUGAGAAGGGCUAAACGCACGCGCUCUUAUGCUCCGUUUACGUUUACAUCUUAUUUUUAUUUAAAAUUUGUUUUUUUUUAUUAAAGUUAAUUUGUAUUCAAAUGCACUAUAAAAAUGGAUUAAUAACAAUCAACGAUGAAUAAUCAACAAUGAUCAACGAUAAAUUAUGAAUCGAAUUGCUUAAUUCAACGAAGUGCGUUUAAUUAUACGUAUUCAGGAAUAGUGUCAAGAACAAAAAAGGAAAGAGAUGAGAGAAUGUUUAGUUAAUUAUCACUAAUCAUAUAAUAAUUUCAAGUAAUUAUUAAAAAUUCAAAGUUAGAGAAAAUGAAUUGUACAUGAACUGUAGCAUAGUUUUUGACUUGACGUUGCACUUGCAUCAUUUUAACCUGCCUUUCGACAGUGUCGUUCGCUCCGAUACAGCAAUGAAUAUGCUGUCAAACGUAGUAAUGUUAUUGGCAAUAAUGGCCUUCGUGAACGCAGAGAGCAUCUUAAUGACUGAAGUAUUCAUUAUUCCAAUCAAACCAGAGACUUUCGACUGGAACGAUGAUGCACGUUCCGAUCAAUUCUCGUAUCAACCCUCGUUAUUAAAUGCGCCUGAUCUUCCAUCAUGGAUUCAUUAUACAUAUAGCAAAAGAGAUCAUCAUGGUUUUGUAUAUGGUGUUGCGCCAAAGAAUCAAAAAUAUUUUCAGCUAGAGAUUGUAGGUCUAAACAAAUAUACCUACGAAACUAGAUACAAAGUUCUCGACAUGAACGUUCUUGAGAAAGAAAAUCUAACCAAGUAUGAGGUUCAUUUAAAAAUCGAUAAUCUAAACGUGGAGGACAUGUUCAAUCGGAACAGAACUAAUGAGCUUCUCGAUAUAUUUAGAAAGAGGUUAUGGAAAGAUGCAGUGAAUUUAUACGUGACUUUUUUAGCAUCUGCAGUCGAGCUUGGCGCUCGUUUGCCUCUGAAGCCAAGUGAAGGCGAAGGAGUUGUUAUAAGGCUAGGAAGUUCGAUGCCAUUCUCCCAAGAGUUGAACGAGCUGCAAGAAGAAGUAAAACCUUUGUGGAAAUUACGCUCCUGUCCUCGAGAUUUUAAACGUACCAGCGUCGAGAGACUCUUCAGAGAGGCAAGAUUCGCGUUGGAUUGGUGUUCCUUCAGAUUGGUCGAACAGGAGCAACAAAGUCUGCAGCAAGAAAGCGCGAGACGGGGACCGAGUAUGAACGUUGGAUUGGAUUUACCGGCUUCAGGAAUUUCAGAGCACACGGAAUGGCGAUGGGCCAGAUCGACCAAAGCCAGCAUUCCCACGAGAAGUUACUUUGAAGAAAUUGUCACCACGAUCUUUGCGUCUGUUAUUCUGUUUUUCGUAUUGGCCGCUUUGCUCAGCAUGCUGUUGUGCCUGGAUCACGAGAAAAUAGAAAAGAGAGAAACUUCAACAGGAGAAGGAGUUAGCAAUAAUAUACAAAUGGUCCAAUAUGCUGCCGAAAGAGGUAUCUUAAAAUCGCUCUCCGCUCAACCUUCCAGUCCUAAUGAUUCUUUGCUACCAAGUCCCAGAAUUUCUAAUGAACGUUGUAAUCCAUAUAUUCGACCAAAUCCACCACCUUACACAGGACCAAGCAAUUUAGUCGGCAUUCGAGCAGAUUUCUGACUACACGAGGAGCCAGAAAAAACGUGGUUUUGCUGAAUUAGUAACGGUUUUCUAUCGUAACUACAAGGAAAAUCGCAAAAUCAUUAAAACUGGCUCCAUAUUAUCUGUUGCUUCGUAAUUUGAUAUCGUAAUAUUUAUCAUAAAUUUUAUUUAAAGUUAAUAAAAAAAAUAUUUUAUAUUGCAUCACGAUAGUAAAAAUAUAUGUUUAAUUUAAAAGAUUAAUUAAUUAAUAUAGAUCAUAAUUAAUAUAGCAAAUUAGUAUAUUAUAUAAAAAAAAAUCCUUUUUAUAUAAUCUAUAUUAAGAAAAUCAUUUAGAAAAAUAUGUAUGAUAUACAUAUAUUUAAUAUUUAAAUUAAAACUUUUAAUUAGUUUUACAAUAUACAUUUUACAUAUGUAUAUAAAUACAAUGGUGCCAUAUGACAUUAAUUAAUAAAACAUACCUUUC
Molecule: messenger RNA, 2074 nt
Organism: Apis dorsata (giant honeybee)
Lineage: Eukaryota; Metazoa; Arthropoda; Insecta; Hymenoptera; Apidae
Gene: Scgalpha
Product: alpha-sarcoglycan
Exons: 10
Coding region: 340-1629 (429 amino acids)
Cellular component (GO): sarcoglycan complex
Source: RefSeq, a predicted model, not a curated record